CUCCUCCUUCGGUCGACCGGUGCCCGGCCCGCCCAUCCCCGUCUCCGUCUGCGGAGUGAGGGCAGAGUUCCCCCGCGCGGGUGGGCGAUGUCGCUCGGGCUCCUUUUCCAGCUGCAGAUUCACAACCAGCAUAAUGUUGGUACUCCAAAUGCUUAAACAGAAGUGUGCAGAAUGGCGCAAGGAGAAGUUAACCUGGACCAUGAUAUACCACUCCUGACCCUUCCACCAUAUUGGGCCAAAACCAUUGUGGGACUUUUUUCCAUUAUCUGCUUUGUGAACAGUUAUGAUGGAGAUUUUGUCUUUGAUGACUCUGAAGCUAUAAUCAACAAUAAGGAUCUAAGGGCUGAUACCCCACUUGGUGAUCUGUGGCAUCAUGAUUUUUGGGGGAAUAAACUCAGUAGCAAUACAAGCCACAAAUCUUACCGACCGCUUACUGUAUUGACUUUCAGGAUUAAUUACCUUUUAGCUGGAGGCUUCCACCCAUUGGGCUUUCAUAUCAUCAAUAUAAUACUCCAUUGUAUUAUUUCUGUCUUAAUUGUUGAUGUCUUCUCAAUAUUAUUGGGUGGGCUGCACUACACCAAUAAAGGAAGAAGGCUCAACUUUGUCCCCAAAUCCUCCUUCCUAGCGGCUUUGCUGUUUGCUGUACAUCCUGUGCACACCGAAUGUAUUGCAGGGAUUGUUGGCAGAGCUGACCUCUUGUGUGCUGUAUUCUUUCUGUUAUCUUUUCUUGGCUACUGCAAGGCCUUUAAAGAGAAUAAAGAAGGAUCCCAGGUCUCCAUCAGUUGGGUUUUACUGAGUGUUUUCCUUGGCACUAUGGCGAUGCUGUGCAAAGAACAAGGAGUUACAAUACUGGGUUUAAAUGCUCUGUUUGAUGCUGUCGUGAUCAACAGGCUCAAUAUUUUGGAAGUUGUUUUGAAGAUAAUUCAUAAGGACAAGUCAGUAGAGAGCCUAGUGGUGUUUAGAAAAGGACUUCUUUUCAGAAUUACUUUUUUGUUAUCUGGAGGAGCCACUGUUCUAUAUGCCCGCUGGCAAAUUAUGGGCACAGGGCCCCCAGCAUUUACAGAAGUGGAUAACCCAGCUUCAUUUGCAACCAGUCCGUUUGUAAGGGCUGUGAAUUAUAAUUACUACUACUCUCUGAAUGCUUGGCUGUUGCUAUGCCCCUGGUGGCUGUGUUUUGAUUGGUCAAUGGGCUGCGUGCCCCUUAUUAAAUCAGUCAGUGACUGGAGAAUAAUUGCUCUGGUGCUUCUUUGGCUGUGCCUGAUUCUGCUGGCGUGCCAAGCUUUGGGUUCAAAAGAUGGCCAGAAAAGAAGAAUCCUUACCCUGGGAUUGGGAUUUCUCAUCAUUCCUUUUCUUCCUGCAAGUAACCUAUUUUUUAGAGUUGGGUUUGUUGUUGCUGAGAGGGUCACCUAUCUCCCCAGUAUUGGUUACUGCAUAUUGAUUACAUAUGGAUUUUGUCUGUUGUGUAAACAAGCUAAGAAUAAGAAAUUGUUGGUUGCUGCUCUGCUGGGCCUCUUACUGAUAAAUGUGUGGCGUUGCAUCAUCCGUAGUAACCAAUGGAGAUCAGAGGAGCAGCUCUUUAGAAGUGCUUUGUCUGUCUGUCCACUGAAUGCCAAAGUCCAUUAUAAUGUUGGCAAAAAUUUGGCUGAUAAUGGCAAUCAAAGUGCUGCAAUCAGCUACUACAGAGAGGCUGUAAGAUUGAAUCCUAAAUACGUACACGCUAUGAACAACUUGGGAAAUAUCUUGAAAGAAAAAAAUGAACUUCAUGAAGCUGAAGAACUUCUCUCACUAGCUGUUCAAAUACAGCCUGAUUUUGCAGCAGCAUGGAUGAAUUUAGGGAUAGUGCAGAAUAGCUUAAGAAGGUAUGAAGAAGCAGAGAAAAGCUACUGGACUGCAAUUAGACACAGGAAAAAAUACCCAGAUUGUUACUAUAAUCUAGGACGCUUAUAUGCUGAUCUAAAUCGCCACAUAGAUGCAUUGAAUGCCUGGAGAAACGCUACGGUGUUGAAACCACAACAUAGUUUGGCUUGGAACAACAUGAUUAUAUUGCUUGACAAUACAGGGAACUUGGCACAAGCAGAAACAGUUGGAAGGGAAGCUUUGGAGUUAAUACCGAAUGAUCAUUCUCUUAUGUUUUCGCUGGCAAAUGUACUGGGGAAAUCACAGAAAUAUAAGGAAUCCGAAGCUUUGUUCCACAAGGCAAUUAAAGCCAAUCCAACGGCUGCCAGUUACCAUGGCAAUUUGGCUGUGCUGUACCAUCGCUGGGGAAAUUUCGACUUAGCCAAGAAACACUAUGACGUCUCUCUGAAGCUUGACCCCACAGCAGCUGGGACCAGGGAGAACUACAGUCUUUUAAAAAAGAAACUGGACCAACUGCAAAAAAAAGGGUGAUGCCUGAGGUUUCUUCUCAGGCUUUGAAUGCAGAUUUCACAGAACGUGGCUACAGAUGGAGAGGCAUUGUCACAGAACACAACAACAUGGACCGUUCAGAAGUUUCUUGAAAUUUCUAGCGUUAGAAUUUCAAAGUGGGGGGGGAGGGAGCCCUAGUUUAGAACAUUUCAUUUAGAGAAUUAAAAGGGCUUGCUUCUCCUUUUAGGGGAGGGGGUGUUUUGAGAAAGUGAUGAAAUUUGAUGAAUAUUUAUACUGAUGUUCAAUCAUUUGCACUGGUAGAGUCCACGUUAAAAUGAAGAAUUGCCUUCAGCAAAGCGUAUGAACAGAGAACUGUCCCCUGUUUCAGAAAUGGAAGUGGAUGGUAACUGUUUGCUUUCAAUAGGAACUCCAGUGCAAUCCUGGUAUAGGUAGCCCUUGACUUACAACUACAAUUGGGACUGUCAUUUUAGUCCCGAAAGGGAUGCGGUUAUUAAGCGAGACAUCCCAUGACUGGCUCAGAGUUUACAACCAUUUUAGCGGUGACAUUAAGCAGACUACAAAGUUGUUGAGCAAACCUGGCUCCCCCAAUUGACAUGGCUGGUGGGAAGCCAGCUGGGACAUUGCAGAUUGUUAACACAUGAUCGCAAGGUAAUGCAACUGUCAUCAAUGCGCAGCAGUUGCCAAUAGCCCAGAUUGCAGUCACAUGACUGCAGAGGUUGUAUGAUGGUCGUAACUUUGAGGGUGGGUUGUAAGUAAGUUUUUGUGUGUGUGUGUGUGGUUGUAAUAACUUCAAACUGCCAUGACACAGAUAACUGGACGUCAAAGACUACCUGUAUGCAAUAUGACCUUCUAAUAAGGACAACACUUUGAGCAGGGAAAAUUGAUCUGUACAUGGAGGAAGAGAUGAUUUGCUUCGAUAACCCAGAAGUUGAAGUUGCUUUGACUUCUGGCCAGGCUUUAAUUGCUGUCCAUGUGUUGUAAACAAACCUGCUGAAAAUGAGCAGGUCGAGAUUUUUCCACAUUCUGCAAGAAUUCUUAGAAUUCAUAGUGCUCCUAUGAAUUUGUUAUCAUAUGUUAAAGUCAGUGUUCGAUUGGGAUACAAAGGAAGGCUUGCUAUUUUGAAGUUGUAAAAUUGGGGGUGGGGGGGGUGCCUGGAAGGUGGCAUAAAUUAUUUCAGCACUUCAGCUGAGAGUCCAAUUUAAGACAAAGAGGCUUUUUUUCUCUGGGUUUGAUAUGUUGGUGCCUGUUUUUGUGGCCCUAUGAGCAGCUUAAAUCCAUACAAUUUCUUGAAGUUUCUUCAUGUCCUCUUGGUGAGUAUAGAGAUGCCAAAAACAUACUGUUAGUGUUAUAUCUAAGUUUGUCGAAUAACUUAAGGGUCGGGAAAUAGUUUGUUCUUCCAUGUCCAUAUUUAUUCUGGGUGGAGUCUGUAUUUUUCUGUGCUGAGGAGAAAGAAAACGAUAUGCACUGAGCCAGGAUACUGAGAAAGAAAGAAAUAUGAUGUGCAUAUACUGUAUUCUAGAAUCUUAGUCCCCAGUUUCAGGUUCUUCUAAAAGAAGGACCACUAUGGAAAGAGGACUUUUAAAGGAUUCUUAGUUUAUUAAAAUAUUAAAUAUUAAAAUAUUCAAACAAUAGAUUCUAUUCAGUGUUGCACUGUUUUAGCUAUCAUGGACUUUUUUUAGAUAUUAAUAUUCCAUCAGACAAGGUAGUUAUAGAGCAGAGUUCCUCAAUCUCGUGGACCAGCACCAGGCUAUGACCCACCAGGAACCAGGCUGGGCAAGCAAGCAAAGCCUUAUCUGCGCAUGUGCAGAAUCCAAGUAGCAUGUGAAACCAUGCCCCCCCCC
Messenger RNA from Thamnophis elegans (Western terrestrial garter snake), 4208 nucleotides. It is a transcript of the gene TMTC4, whose product is annotated as transmembrane O-mannosyltransferase targeting cadherins 4. NCBI's taxonomy places the organism in Eukaryota, Metazoa, Chordata, Lepidosauria, Squamata, Natricidae. The record is from RefSeq and is a predicted model, not a curated record. Bases 172 to 2388 code for a protein of 738 amino acids. The transcript has 18 exons. Gene Ontology annotation, molecular function: mannosyltransferase activity; protein binding. Gene Ontology annotation, biological process: protein O-linked glycosylation via mannose; endoplasmic reticulum unfolded protein response. Gene Ontology annotation, cellular component: endoplasmic reticulum.